AUGGAUAAUACCUUCGAAAAAUCGUUCACCAAAGCUCAGCAGCUCCAGGGUAUCUCUUUAGGAUCAUUCAUUGCAUCCGUCUCCUUUUCUGCGAGCAUAUUCACACUACAAGUUCUUGCGUUUCUCGUCAUCCGCAAGCGAUUCCCAGAUUUCUACCCUAUUAUUCCCGACCAUUACACCAAUACACCGGUAAACUGGAAGACAUACAUUGCAACCAACUUGGUUCGAUUUGACCCCCGCCAUGAGCAUCUCGAUAGAUACUUUUUUCGCCGGUACCUACGAUCACUAGCUGUUAUAUUCACUCCCGCUUCGAUACUUAUACCACCUAUUCUUAUUCCUUUGAACUACACCAAAGGAAAAACUGCUGUUCUUGGAGUAAGUGGACUUGAUGCGUUGGGAUGGUCCAAUGUUGGCCUUGAUCAGGCAGAUCGUUACUGGGCCCAUCUCAUCCUUGGUUUGCUUUUUAUCGUACAUGUUUGCUGGGUUAUCUGGAACGAGCUUGCAUUUUAUGUUGCAACCCGGCAACACUCAACAUACGCGGCCCUGUGCACAGUACUCAUCGAAUCUAUACCCGAUGAUUGGAUGUCCGAGAGGGCACUCACGUCUCAACUCGAGGUCUUCCCUGGCGUAGUUACCGCAAUUUCCUUCAAUCGCGACUAUAGCCUAAUUUCCCGGCUGGCAGAGAGACGGGAGCAUUUGGCUCGAUCCCUCGAAAUGGAGGAGAUUUCAAAGAUACGGAAGGCCUACAGAGCAGGCGUUCAGAAACGAAGCAAGAAAUCAAAACUUCCCCAAAGAACUAGACACUCAAGCUACAAAUCACGCAGCCUUCUAAACCUCUUCGUCUGGAUGGAACGUGAAACAGUAGAUACCAGCAUAGUGUAUCGAGAGAAACUUCUUAAAACUAGUGAAGAGAUGGAAUUUUAUCGUGCAGCACCAGAGAAAUCUCCACUAUUGCGAUCUGCCUUUAUUACCUUCGCCAAUCCCCUAGCCGCUCAUAUGGCAUGUCAAACCGUGAUUCAUACUGGCUCAGGUUAUAUGACACCCCGCACAAUACCUUUGUCCAUUGACGACGUGGUAUGGAGCAAUAUUAACAUUACUUGGAAGGACAGAACCAUACGCACUGUCCUUUCGAACACGCUUAUCAUGGUAACGGCGACUGCUUGCGUCAUACCAGUAGCUCUGGCAGGUCUGCUCUCCCAGGUCAUCUACAUCACUCGGGUGGUGCCUUGGCUGAGCUGGAUCAGUGAACUUCCAGAAUCCUUCCUAAGUCUACUCCAAGGUGUAUUGGCUCCCACACUAGUGGCCAUCUUGACCAAAGGAUUUGUCGUCGCAUUAGAAUAUUUUGUCGGGCAGCAGGGUAUCUCUUCCAGGAGCCAUAUAGACCUCAAGAUUCAGGAUUAUUACUUUUAUUUCCUCUUUCUCCAAGUUACUCUCGUAGUAUCACUUUCUGCAGGACUUACCGCGAUUGCGAACGAGAUGGCACAUGGAGCCUCAUUGGCUGGGACCUUGGCCAAGAAUCUACCAAAAGCAAGUAAUUACUUCCUGUCAUAUAUUCUCUUACAAGCUUUUUCAAUUAGCGCCAACUCUCUUUUGAGAUUUGAUCGCUUGAUAGGAACCUUUGUACUAGGCCCAAUCUUCGAUAAGUCAAUUACUCAGAUGAUGAUAAGAAGAAAGGGCCAGGACCUUCAAUGGGGCACUUUUGUUCCUUUUUUUACAAACCUCUCUUGCAUUGGUAGAUCCAGUAUCCUGAUCACUAAGCGGGAUCAUGGGGGUCUCUUCUAUCCCAAAGCAAUCAAACAGCUCUUGAUAGGCUUGUAUCUAAUGCAAGUCUAUCUUAUCGCUCUGUUUCUUCUUGUACGAGACUCGCAGGGCAACAUUAAGUGUAUUAGUCAGGCAUGCGUCAUGUUGUUUGCUACAGGGUUGACUGUGAUAUACCAUCGCUUGCUUUGCAGAGCAUUCAAUCCGCUGAUAAGCUUUUCUCCCACUGCGCUCAACGAGAGUCUAGCCGAGGAGGCAAUGCCACCCCCUCCUUUUCUCCACAAGGCCCUUACAUCAGUUCCAGUGAUUAGAAUCCCUAACGAUGACCACGGGAUCAGUUCAGCUCGAGCACUGCAGCUUAGAGAGGAACUAAAAGGUGUGGCAAUAUCUGAUACGGACGCUAUCAUGACUGCAUCAGGCAAGAUACGCUUAAAGUAG
Messenger RNA from Bipolaris victoriae FI3, 2196 nucleotides. RefSeq lists its product as hypothetical. The transcript is spliced from 3 exons. Lineage: Eukaryota; Fungi; Ascomycota; Dothideomycetes; Pleosporales; Pleosporaceae. Gene Ontology annotation, molecular function: calcium-activated cation channel activity. Bases 1 to 2196 code for a protein of 731 amino acids. Gene Ontology annotation, cellular component: plasma membrane. The record is from RefSeq and is a predicted model, not a curated record.